Molecule: messenger RNA, 6717 nt
Organism: Stegostoma tigrinum
Lineage: Eukaryota; Metazoa; Chordata; Chondrichthyes; Orectolobiformes; Stegostomatidae
Gene: ak9
Product: adenylate kinase 9
Exons: 39
Coding region: 448-6123 (1891 amino acids)
Biological process (GO): nucleobase-containing compound metabolic process
Cellular component (GO): mitochondrion; cytoplasm
Molecular function (GO): AMP kinase activity; ATP binding
Source: RefSeq, a predicted model, not a curated record
AAGCUGGAGAAGUAAUGGAGGUGUUCAGGGUGACUGUUCUAAGAUACCUGUCCUGCUGCUCGCGCGCCAGCUUUGAAAACUCACGCGCAGUCAAACGGUCAACGGUUGAGGCCGGAGCCUCUUCAGCGACAAGAGGCGGCGGCAGCGACAUCGUCUGACUUAUCCGCAAAAAAGGGGAGCAGCCAGCCAGAGAGAGAGAGAAAGCAAAAUAAAUUGGUCAAAGCAAAAGGAUCCCCUCAAAUAGAAACUGAGUGUAUCCCAAACAACAGUUACUCAGGAUUUUAAUUGGUAUCAACAGCCGCCACAAUCUCUCUCUCUCUCUCUGCUCCAUCCCAGUCAAGUCAGCUGAUGGUUUACAAAAUAAUUCUUUAACGGAAAGGAAAUUGAAGACUCUUCACAUUCAGGAGACUUCCUACCGAUAAAUAAUAAGUUGCGACACCACUCACGAUGCAGACCAACAAUGUUUUAUGGGACAGAAACCACAAAACGGAUUCCGAAUCCGACCUUGAUACGGAACUGGCCAGCUUAUGGGUCGCCGAAGAGACAGAUUUCUGCCAGGUUGUUGAUGAGGAGGAAGCCAGAAAACAUUUAAAGAAACCACUAGUCUUUGCAGAUCUCAUUGAUGAAGAUGAAGUCGAGAGAAAAAUUUUGCUGUCAAAGCCAACAUGUUUCUUAAUUGUGGGGAAACCAUCUGUUGGGAAGAAAACAUUAGCUAAAAGCUUAGCACAGGCAUGGAAGUCAAUUUUGAUUGAACCUCAAGAACUUAUACAAGAAAACAUUGAUGCAAACACAGAAAUUGGGAAACAGUUUCAGGCGUGUCUCCUUAGGGGUGAGAGCAUUUAUGAGGAGCUGGUAAUAAACUUGAUGCUGGAUAAACUGUGCUCUCCAGAGGUUGCUCAUAGAGGUUAUGUUUUAUGUGAAUUUCCUUGCCUAUCCGAGGACUACUUGAAGAUCCCAGAACAAAUACAACUCAUAAAAAGUAUGGAGCUAAAGCCUGACUUUAUCAUUAAUAUCAAGUGUCCUGAUUAUGACUUGUGUGAGCGUGUGUCUGGACAACGUCAAGAUCCUCUCACAGGGAAAAUAUACCGGCAAGAACAAUGGAACCCAGACAAAGGAGAAAAAGAUAAAGCCAAAGCAGAACCUGAAGAAGAAGAGGCUGAAGAAGAGGAGGAAGUAGUUGAGGAGGAUGAAGAGGAUGAAGGUUUAGAUCUUGAUGCAGGCCUAAUUGCACGUUUAGUGAAGAGACCUGAAGAUCUUCGCACAACUAUUGAAAAACAAGUCGCCCUAUACAAAGACAAAAUGUUGAGGCUUUUAGAGGAUUAUAUGGCUGAUCAUGAUCGACAAAAUGUGAUGGAAUUGGAUGGAAACAACAAGCCAGAUGAGUUGUUUGUGUCAGUGUUGUACAAAUUGGAAUUCCUGGGUUUACAACCUGCAGCUCUAGUACAAUCCCUAAAUGAAGAAGAUGAAGAAGAAACACCAGAAGACAUUGAAGAUGAUGAUCUGUUCCGAACUGUUGCAGCAAUGAAGCGUGUUGCACCUGGAUUCCGCUGGCGUAGGAGCAAGUGGGGUCGAGCGUGUCCUGUCUCUUUAUAUGAGGGCAACUACGUUUUGGGCAAAUUGCAGUUUGUUGCUAGCUAUCUGGACAAAAUGUAUUUCCUUUCAUCUGAGGAAACUUUGAAGAAGUUUAUCUUAAAUCCUCGACCAUACCUUCUCCCUCCACAGCCUCGUCCAACUUGCAAGGUUGCAAUAUUGGGUCCAAAAUCUGCAGGAAAGACCACACUCUGCAAAUUGCUUGCACAGAAUUAUGAUGCAAAGGUUCUGGACAUGUUUGAGCUUUUGGAGCCACAACGACAGAAAUUGAAGUUAGACCAUAUUGAAAAAGUUCGGGCAGAAGCACUGCAAUCAGCACUCAUUACUGUUAAAGAAAAUCUGGCAAAAACAAUGUUAGAAGAAGCUCAAGCUGAAUUUGAACGGCAACAAUCUCAGGCAAUUAAAUUAGAGAACGUAACCAUAACAGAAGAAGAUGAGGAGAGUGGUGGUGAAUCAAAAGAUACCAGCUCAGGAACAUUUAAUGUAGCACCUUCCAAUGAUUCAGUGAAAGUACCUUUUGACAUUGAAGCUGUAAAGCAACAAUUGAAAAUUCCGGAAGACCACCCAGACGUAAAAGAAAUUGUGAAUCAGGCUGUUCAGAAUGCAAUGCAGGAUGAUUUGCAAUUGCCAAUCAAUGACUACAUGGAUGCAUUGUUAAAAGCUCUUUCAGAGAUUAUGGAAGAACAGAAAGUGAAGAAUCCUGAUCAUCUUGUGGCUGGGGGUUGGGUACUGGAUAAUUUCCCAGAGACAAUGGAUCAGUGUAGAGUAAUGUCAGAGCGAGGUUUUGCUCCUGAUAAUAUAUUCCUGCUACAUAAUGCUGUGGAUGAUGGAAAAUUCUUGCUGAAUAGAUUGUAUACUUUAAAUAAAGAUCUGAUUGAAAUCAAGAUGAUCCAUAGACUUAAAGAGGCAGAAAAAAAUAAACGUGACAAAGAAGCCACAUUAGCAUCUGGAGCAGAGAAUCCACAAACAGAGACCCUAGAGAUGAAAGGGGAAAGUGAAGUUGUAGCUGAAGAGGAAAUGAAGGAGCCGGCUCAAUCUAAAUCAGAUGUUGAGAUUUCUGAAUUGCAAACCUCAACAGAAACAGAUCAAAUUGCAUCUGAUCAACAAAUUACAAUUGAAUCAGAACCUACAGCUGAAUUGGAACAGUCACCUGUAUCUGACAUUCAACCAGAAAUAGAACCCGAACCUGAAAUCACAUUACCAGCAGUUCCUGAGGGAGGUUAUCCUGAGGGUCCAGAAAUGGAUCAUUAUCGCAAGCUUAUCUCUGAAUACAUACGUGGAUUCAACUCAAUUGAAGUAGUGCUUCGAACAACUGUAUAUAAAAUGUUGGAGAUUGCAGACAAAACUCCAGAUGCUCUUUUGAAAGAAGCUGUUGAAAUUAUGGAAAAACCCUUCAAGUAUUAUGGCUGGGAAUUAUCUGGUGCAGACUUAGAUGAAGAACAAGAAGAUGCUGAAUUAUUAGCAGAGGAAGCAGAAGAAGAAGUUGCUGAAGAAGAGGAGGAGGUGGAGGAGGGUGAAGAAGAGGAAGACGAAGAUGAAGAUUUGGCCCAACAAAAGAACAGACAGAUGGGAGAAAGUAAACAUUACUGUCCCGUGGUCUUAAAAGAAAAAGCAGUUCUUUAUCCAGGUGAUAAAGAAUGUGGUGCUAAAUAUCGAGAAAAAUAUUAUUAUUUUUCUCAUCCAAAUGCUAGAGAUGAAUUCUUAAAGAAUCCAGAAGAAUAUGUAAAUGAAAAUGAACCUCUGAAGCCACCUCCACUAAGGUUAUUCGUAUUUGGGGCUAAAGGAUCUGGUAAAACAGUUAAUAGCAGAUGGUUGGCAAAAAAAUUUGGCAUCUUUCACAUUCAGUUCACUGAAUAUAUUCAGGAGCUCCUUUUCCCUAAAACCAAAAAAAAGGUUGGCCCUGAAUACGAUGAUGAACCAACAGAAGAAGAACUGAUUGAAAUAGCAACCAUUGCAGCACUUGAAAGGGGUGAACCAGCUGAAAAUAUUGAGAUUGAAAAUGAAAAACCAGAGGAAGAAGAAGUGGAGUAUACUGCAGAAGAAGAAGCCAUGAAAGCAUACCUCCUUGAAGAUGAGCAAUUGCCAUCAGAAAUCCUCGAUAACCUUAUUCCAAAGUGGUGGAAUGAAGAACCAUUCAAAUCUACAGGGUUUGUUCUGGAUGGUUUCCCAGCUACAGCAGAAGAAGUUCAGUACCUAGUAAAAUGUAGCUUGUUCCCAGAUGCAGCCAUUUUCAUUAAGGUUGAAGAACGUAAUGUGCUGAAUUGGAUCCUUCCUUCAAGACUUGAAAAAUGGAAAGAAAAACGCAGACAAAAGCUAGAACGCAAGAAUAAAAUAAAAGAAUUGAAGAAAAAAAUAAGGGAUGAAAAAAUUGAAAAAAGAAGACAGGAACUUUUGGCAGAGCGAGCUGAAAAAAGGAAAGAAAAUGAGGCUAAUAAAAUUGAACAAGCCUCAAAUGAAAGUGAGGCUACUGACGAAGAAGAUGAGGACAACAUUGAGGAAAUAUUAGCAGAUGAGUUUAGCAUGGAGGAGGAAGAAGAAGAUGAAGAGGAUGAAGAAGAGGAGGAUGCUGUUGAACGAAUGAGAACUGAAAUUGGAGAUAAAUAUGAGGCAGAUCAUGACAGAAUAGAGAUACUUCGGGACCAACUCAGAGAAAGUUUAAUACCAUGCAUUGUAAUCGAAGGAACACGCAAACCUCACAUUGUCUACUAUAAGCUGAAUCAGAAAGUGGAACCACUUGUGAUAAAUCGUGAUAGCCUGUUUGAAAAAUGUUUCCCAGUGAACAUAAGACUGGCUCGCAAGAUACUGGGGAAUUCCUAUAAACUGUUGAGUAGUUUUGGCCUCUGGGAUGUUGUUGAGUUAAGCAAAGGAACUUCAAUUCAGCCUCUCCGUGAUAUCCACCAUAAUGUCUUCCCUGUUAUCCACCGCAAGUAUGUUUAUUACUUUGCUACCAAGGAGAACAGAAACAAAUUCAUGGCCAAUCCUUUCAAAUAUAUUUCCCAGCCUAAACCCAGGCCUGUUGUACCCAUCAAGAUUGCCAUUUUAGGACCACCAAAAUCUGGAAAAAGUACAGUGGCUAAGAGAUUCGUCAGUGAGUUUGGAAUUCUACGUAUUUCAGCAGGAGAAGCUGUUCGCACCAUUCUGGCCACUCAGAAGAAAACUGAACUGGCUACUCACAUUUUGAAACAUCUGCAAAAGGGAUUGGUAGUACCAGAUGAAUUUGUUAUAAAAUGUAUUGAACUCAUCCUAAUGGAUGUCAUAUGCAACACAAGAGGAUUUGUCCUAGAUGGUUAUCCAGUGACCAGACAUCAAAUAAAUCUCAUGAACAAUUGUAAAAUAAUACCUGUUAAAAUUAUAGAACUUCAAGCAGAUAUAAAAGAGAUUUUGAAAAGAGGUCUCACUGACAGCAAGUCACCAGACAGGACUUAUCCACUCCAUGACAGUUCUCAAAUUCUGACUGUUCGAAACUCAUCGUAUAUUCAUGAGAUUAGUGCUAUCUGGAAAUAUUAUCAAGUGGAGCAUCAAAAUUGGCACAUUAUUUAUGCACUGCGCAGCAAAUGGUGGGUGUGGGAAAACGUGCUAGAAAUUGUUAAAACUAGUGUGAAACUGAUUGAACUAUAUCUGCAAAGAAUACAAGAAGGUAAAGCUGCCCGUAUUACUGGUCUGUGUAUCACCCCCAAGGAACUAAAGUCUCGGCUUGGAGUGUUUCAGCAAUAUUGCCCUGUUAGCCUUCAGUUACAUGGAGAACUUGUAGACUGUUCUACUGAUCCUUCAUUAGAAUUUGCAGCAGAAUUCCGAGGAUAUUACUAUAAAAUGGAAUCAAAACAGACUCUAGAUAUGUUCUUGGACAAUCCAGAGGCAUUUGUACCUCCAUUGGCUUCUCAAUCUCUUCCGACAGCUGAACUGCUACCAAGAAGACUUACUGCAGCUGGAGUAAAAGCCAGGUUUCCUAAACAGGCAGAAUUUAUGGGCUACUGUCCAGUUACAUUUGUGGAUGGAAAACUGAGAUAUGAAGCAUUGGUCCCUGGAGCCAUUGAUAAUGCUGCUGAGUACAGAAACAGAAUAUUUUUAUUUCAGGAUGAGGAACACCUUGAUAAGUUCAUGCGAGUGCCUGGAAAAUACUGGGAUCUAACACUCCCAAAUAAACUUCCACCGGUGAAGGAUCCAGUUCUUCCCACUUCACUUCCAAUGCUUGGAUAUAUGGAACAAGGUGCAGCAUUAUCAAUAAUCAAAGCAUUGACGGCUGUAGGUUGUUUGAAGCCAAAAUAUCCCUUCUUAAGCGUGAAGAAAUCUGCACUGCUGUACGUUUCUUAUCAUCUGAAAGCAUACAAUCCAAACAGCUUUGACUAUGUGAAAAAGAAAUACAGAAAGAAGCUGGAGAAAUAUGAAGAACAUUGUGAACUUAUCAGUUACCUCGGUUCAAAGAUGACCAAAAAGUACAAGGAGCCAAAAGAUAGACCAAUUGACUUUGAUUACAAAUUACAAAAGUUCCUAUCACUCAAAAACUUGGAUCCUACCGUAAAUGAUGUUCUUUAAGAAGAUUUGACUUCACUAAGCCUGUCACUGUUUUUUAAAAUUGAAUUAUUCAUUAGCCAGCAAACAUUUUUCUUUUGAGUAACACUUUCUUUAAUACCUGUUAGGUUCUUCAAGCAGUGGUAAAUGCUACACUGUUAAUUAAAGACGUCUUUUGUAUCACAUUUUAGAAUAAUUUACAAUGUUAGAUUUUACUCAGACAUAGAAGUGGAUAGCCAUCUUGCUCCUGUGAGUCUUACAAAUUUCAUUACCUCAUCAGCAAUUAGAAGGUAUGUAAGAGCAGCCUUGUGAUGCUUGUUUUGUUUCUUCCCCUGAUUGCUCUAAUUAAGUACUUUCUCCUUGUCUGUGUUAACCCAGCUUGGAUUUUUUUGCAGACAAUCACAGCCAUGAAACCUUCUUAUUACUAAAGGACUAAUUAAUUUGCAUACCAGUUUGUUUCAUUUUGCGUCUACCUAGCACACAGGCUUUGUGUUGCAUUCUUACGCCUAAGAUUUUCAAUUUUUUUGCUUCAUUCUGAUCAUAAGUUACAUUUAGAAUUGAGAACACAUAUUCGCUUGAAAUAAGUAGUAUAUUAGGAACUAUCGUCGAUGGGUUGAU